Trachemys scripta elegans is the source of this 3076-nucleotide messenger RNA. RefSeq names its product cannabinoid receptor 2 (gene CNR2). The record is from RefSeq and is a predicted model, not a curated record. The transcript is spliced from 2 exons. Gene Ontology annotation, biological process: cannabinoid signaling pathway. The coding region runs from base 289 to 1356 and encodes 355 amino acids. Lineage: Eukaryota; Metazoa; Chordata; Testudines; Emydidae. Gene Ontology annotation, cellular component: membrane. Gene Ontology annotation, molecular function: cannabinoid receptor activity.
UACAUAUUUUCCACCAAGAGAACAUGAAAAAGAGUGAGAGAUUGGGGAAGGGACUAACACAAACUUCUACCCAGGAGAAUAAUAAGCAGAACCAGAGUUGGAGUCAGAAUAGGGGAGAAAGCAGCAGUCAACAGUGCACAGCUGUACAAGAUACACUGACAGUUGGAAGGAUGGGAAGUCCCUAAAAUAUCUCCCGCCUUGACACCCAAGCAAAAACAGAGCACCCUCUGAAGGCUCACCAAGGAAGCCCCUGGUCUUUGGAAAGCUUUUUGGUCCUGGAUAAUCACAAUGGAGAGAUGUCAGGUGUCCAACUGCAGCAUGAAUACCAUGGACCUGAAAUGUUACAUGGUCCUUAACAGCCUCACUCAGAAAACAGGCAUAGCUGUGCUGUGCUCCAUUGUGGGGAUUCUGUGCGUUUUGGAAAACUCUUUGGUGUUGUAUCUGAUAUUUGCUUCCCCUAAGAUCAGAAAAAAGCCUUCCUACCUCUUGAUCAGCAGCUUGGCCCUAGCAGAUGUCCUGGCCAGCAUUGUAUUUGUCUGCAGCUUUCUUGAUUUCCAUGUCUUCAACAGAACUGACUCCUCUAAAGAGAUCUUCUUGCUGAAGCUUGGAGGGGUCAACACGUCCUUCACGGCGUCCUUGGGCAGCUUGCUGCUGAUGGCAUUUGACCGCUAUGUCUGUAUCUAUCAGCCAUCGGAAUACAAGGCCAUCGUGACGAGGAAAAGGGCUGUGGUGGCCAUGGCUGUGAUGUGGAUCGCUACCAUGAUCACUGCCUUCCUGCCUCUAAUGGGGUGGAACUGCUGCAAGGUAAACUCACCCUGCUCUGAGCUGUUUCCCUUUGUUGAUAGCAAGUAUCUGUCCAGCUGGAUCUGCCUGGUAAUGAUUCUGCUGCUGUGUAUAGUGUACUCCUACGUCCGGGUGCUUUGGAAGGCUCAUAAGCACACAGUGUACAUGGAGAAACGCCAAACCCAGGCUGGGCAGCGGAAUGCAAAGAUGAGGAUGGACGUCAUGCUCGCCAAAACAUUAGUGAUGGUCCUGGCCAUUGUCAUGACGUGCUGGUCCCCAGUGCUGGCUCUCAUGACGUACAGCCUCUUCGUCAGCCUGAAUGAUCACAUCAGAAAGGUGUUCGCCUUCUGCAGCACCCUCUGCCUGGUGAACUCCAUGGUGAAUCCCAUUGUCUACGCCCUGCGAAGCAGGGAGCUGCGCUCCUCUUUGAGGAACACUAGCUCGCGGUUCAGGAAGAAGGUGAGCAUCUCAGAGAGCUCCCCCGAAGCAGAGAGCACUCAGAAAUCCUCACCAAUAGAAACCAUCUGUGACGACAUUGCGUGCAACACAGACAUGAAUCUGCUGAAAGGCUGAGCUUUGACGGGGGGAAAUGUCUGACAGAUUUUGGAUUGUUUCUUUGAAAAGAAAGAAAAUCGAAAGCUGCUUUUCUUUGUAGCUCCUGGGAGGAUUCGUGACUGAAUGCCUUGCUGGGGAUAUGAAGCCAUUUGGCUGUAAUGGUAUCAUGAAACAUUUGCAGAUCACACCCUCCUUGUGCCUGGGACUUUACUUAGUGAGUAAAAGACCUGAGCCCGGAUUUGUAAUGGUAUUUAGGCACCUAAUUCCCAUUAAUUUCCAAGGGAAUUAGCUGCCUAAGUACCUUUAAAUAUCUGGGCUGCUGGUCCCUACCCUCUGAAGAGCAGAUACACCCAAGCAAAGGAAGACUGGACCAACUCUACCAUACGAAUACUACAAUGAUAGCAUAGCAGGCUUUCAUAGAUACUACAGUGAUGGGUGCUCUACAAACACCAUGGAUGGAUGGAUAAACAACAGAAGCAGUCCCCACUAUUUUAGGGCAACCCUCCCGGUUUACCAGACUAAGUCCACAAAUGUGUCAAACAGUGAUCUUGACUCACUUAUCUUGCAGUCAAUGACCUCUUUCCUCCCUACUCUAAAAUGAAGUUCUGGUCCAAGUAAAAUGUGCUUUGACCCACGUGGCUGUAGCACAAGGCUGGUCUGUGGCCACUCUGCUGCUGGGACUGCAACAUUUUAUAUGCAAUUGUGGUUCAAUAUGCUAAGGCAUCGAGCACACUGCAGUGGUGGUGAGAGCCCCACACUCCCAUUAAACUCAGUGGAAGUUGAGCACCUUGCAGGAUGGAGCCCUCAGUGGGUCUUAUGCCCAGAUACUCAAAGGUAUUUAGGCUCCUGACUUCCACUGAAAUCAAUUAGUGCCUAAAUAGCUUUGAGGAACUGGGCAGUCUGAGAACCUCAGUGUUUAGGAGUUUGAUUCCAGGAACAUUUACAGCCAAGUAUGGCUCCAAAGGAAAUGUAUGAAUGUGGUUUACUUCUCAUCCAACUAAGGAGGCACAUUUAUCCCUAGUGUAAUUUCACCAACUUUACUGAGACUACACUAACGAAGAAUUAAGCCCUUUGGCUGGAAUUAUUGAGGAGCAGUUUUAAGAAGGUGCUGUAUUGUUUUGUCCAGAAAUGCAAUAUGUGCUGAAGAUGUUUUAUACUCUAGGCAGGCAAGUGCUGGAUAUUUGUGCCUAGGAAAUAAGACAUUCCAUAAGUAUCUUUUGCAGAACAUGUCAACUGGACACAGACAAAAUAACACAAGCCCCAGUCAGUACAUGUGGCCAAGGGCAUGUCAUAAAGACUUGCACCUACUUUCCACCAGUGCUGAAUUUGCCCCCUUGGAUUCAGCAUAGUAAUAUGAUUAUAACGUCGGUCUCCCAACUCCUGACAAACACGAGAGAACAACAUUUGAAACUUAACAAAGCACACUCGGGCUGUUAAUAAUUGACCUCAAUCAUGCCGGUGGCACGAAAACUUACCUGCAGUAGUAUAUGUAAAUAUGCCUUUUGUGCUACAUACUAUAAACCACUAUAUUGUAUUUAGCUAGCAAACUGUCAUGAUAAAUCUGUUAGCACAUCAUUAAAUGUCUUAUUUAUUUUAAUAGUUAAACUCUAUACAGAGUAAGAAUAAAGAAUAUUUUCUCUGUGGCUUAGAAACCCUAGAGCAGGGGUGGGCAAACUUUUUGGCCCGAGGGCCACAUCCGGGUAUGGGAAUUGCAUGGCGGGCCAUGAAUGCUCACGAA